UUUUCUGGAGGCAAUAAAAGGGCAAAGAGAAGAGUCGCCUCAUCGCCACACAAACAAAAGACAUUCCUCCUUCUUUCUUCGCUCAGCUCCUACAAGAAAGGGCGAAGAAUCUCCCCUCCUUGACCAUCUCUUUACCAUCGAUUCCCUUUGAGGUCAAAAAUGGUUGAACAGACUCAGCAAAAGGCAUGUGGCCCACUCAUGCGUUCCGGUGUUUCUCACGACAUCAUCCAUGGCUACACAUCUGGUAUCCAGAGGCGUGCGACGUACGGGAACUACUCCAACGCUGCGUUCCAGUACCCUCUUACCACUUCCAGGAUUGUGGCGACUACUUCUCCUGUGUUUGUCCAAGCCCCUGCGGAGAAAGGGUUCUCUAGCUUUGCUAUCGAUUUCCUCAUGGGUGGUGUUUCCGCCGCUGUGUCUAAGACCGCUGCUGCUCCCAUCGAGCGUGUCAAGCUUUUGAUUCAGAACCAGGAUGAGAUGCUCAAGGCUGGAAGGCUCUCUGAGCCUUACAAGGGUAUUGGUGACUGUUUCGGCAGGACCAUUAAGGAUGAAGGUUUUGGUUCUCUGUGGAGAGGAAACACUGCUAACGUUAUCCGUUACUUCCCCACUCAGGCCUUGAACUUUGCAUUCAAAGAUUACUUCAAGAGGCUUUUCAACUUCAAGAAGGACAGGGAUGGUUACUGGAAGUGGUUUGCUGGUAACUUGGGAUCUGGAGGUGCAGCUGGUGCAUCUUCCCUUCUCUUCGUCUACUCUCUUGACUAUGCACGUACCCGUCUUGCCAAUGACUCCAAGGCAGCGAAGAAGGGAGGUGAAAGGCAGUUCAAUGGUCUUGUUGAUGUCUACAAGAAGACCCUCAAGUCUGAUGGUAUUGCUGGGCUUUACCGUGGAUUCAACAUCUCCUGUGUUGGUAUCAUUGUCUACCGUGGUCUCUACUUCGGACUCUACGACUCUUUGAAGCCUCUUCUCCCUGCUGAUCUCCAGGACAGCUUCUUCGCUAGUUUUGCCCUUGGAUGGCUUAUCACCAACGGUGCUGGUCUUGCAUCUUACCCAAUCGACACAGUCCGUAGAAGAAUGAUGAUGACCUCCGGUGAAGCCGUCAAGUACAAGAGUUCGAUGGAUGCAUUCCAACAGAUCCUGAAGAAGGAAGGACCUAAGUCUUUGUUCAAGGGUGCUGGUGCCAACAUCCUUCGUGCCAUUGCAGGUGCUGGUGUGCUCUCUGGAUACGACAAGCUGCAGUUACUUCUUCUCGGAAAGAAGUACGGAUCUGGAUCCGGCUAAGCAUACUAAUCCACCAGUCACCCAACAACAGUUGAAUGCUUCGGCUUUUAUUUUUAUUUUAUCUUCGAUUUAAUUUGCAGUUUUUCAGACUUUUUAAAAAGGUCAAGAUGUUGAUGAAAUCUUUUGCUAUAAACUAGAGAGAGGAGCAAGGGGAAAUUUUCUUAUUGAAUAAAUUUUGUAUGGGGAUGGAGUUUGACUUCCUCCAUAAGUACCAAGUUACGAUUGCGACUUUUUGUUCUAUCAAGUUUAACCUUUUUAAAAAUAUUUUGAUCUCA
Messenger RNA from Raphanus sativus (radish), 1553 nucleotides. RefSeq names its product ADP,ATP carrier protein 1, mitochondrial. The record is from RefSeq and is a predicted model, not a curated record. NCBI's taxonomy places the organism in Eukaryota, Viridiplantae, Streptophyta, Magnoliopsida, Brassicales, Brassicaceae. Gene Ontology annotation, molecular function: ATP:ADP antiporter activity. Gene Ontology annotation, cellular component: mitochondrial inner membrane. Gene Ontology annotation, biological process: mitochondrial ADP transmembrane transport; mitochondrial ATP transmembrane transport. The transcript has 4 exons. Bases 160 to 1278 code for a protein of 372 amino acids.